Molecule: messenger RNA, 1192 nt
Organism: Apaloderma vittatum (bar-tailed trogon)
Lineage: Eukaryota; Metazoa; Chordata; Aves; Trogoniformes; Trogonidae
Product: glutaminase kidney isoform, mitochondrial-like
Exons: 12
Biological process (GO): L-glutamine catabolic process
Molecular function (GO): glutaminase activity
Source: RefSeq, a predicted model, not a curated record
GUGUGUACAGAGUAAUAUUGUGUUGCUUACUCAAGCUUUCAGGAGGAAGUUUGUCAUUCCAGAUUUUAUGUCCUUCACUUCCCAUAUUGACGAGCUCUAUGAAAGUGCAAAAAAACAAUCUGGAGGAAAGGUUGCUGACUAUAUCCCACAACUGGCCAAGUUCAGUCCUGAUUUGUGGGGUGUGUCACUUUGCACAGUGGAUGGACAGAGGCAUUCCGUUGGCGAUACCAAAGUUCCGUUUUGUCUUCAGUCCUGUGUCAAGCCUUUGAAAUACGCUAUCGCCGUUAAUGAUCUCGGCACCGAGUACGUGCACAGAUACGUCGGUAAAGAGCCCAGUGGAUUAAGAUUCAACAAAUUGUUCCUGAAUGAAGAUGACAGGCCUCAUAACCCUAUGGUGAAUGCUGGAGCAAUUGUGAUCACAUCUUUAAUCAAGCAAGGAGCAAAUAACGCAGAAAAAUUCGACUACGUGAUGCAAUUCAUGAAUAAAAUGGCUGGCAACGAGUACGUCGGGUUCAGUAACGCUACGUUCCAAUCCGAAAGAGAGAGCGGAGAUCGAAACUUUGCAAUCGGCUAUUACUUGAAAGAAAAAAAGUGCUUUCCUGAAGGCACGGAUAUGGUUGCUAUUCUAGACUUCUAUUUUCAGCUUUGCUCGAUCGAAGUGACCUGCGAGUCGGCGAGCGUGAUGGCAGCGACUCUGGCCAACGGCGGCUUUUGCCCAAUCACCGGUGAGAGAGUGCUGAGUCCCGAAGCUGUCCGGAAUACCUUGAGUUUAAUGCAUUCCUGUGGCAUGUAUGACUUCUCAGGGCAGUUUGCCUUCCACGUUGGUCUUCCUGCGAAAUCUGGAGUUGCUGGUGGGAUUCUUCUGGUCGUUCCGAACGUUAUGGGCUUGAUGUGCUGGUCACCUCCUUUGGACAAGAUGGGCAACAGCGUUAAAGGAAUCCACUUUUGUCAUGAUCUGGUUUCUUUGUGCAAUUUCCACAACUACGAUAAUUUGAGGCACUUUGCCAAAAAACUUGAUCCUCGCAGAGAAGGCGGCGACCAGCGGCAUUCCUUUGGACCAAUGGACUAUGAGAAUCUCCAGCAAGAACUUGCUUUAAAAGAAACAGUAUGGAAAAAAGUGUCACCCGAAUCAAACGAGGACAUCUCCAGAACCGUAGUGUAUAGGAUGGAAGGUCGGGGAGAGCAGAACUAA